This is a messenger RNA of Acanthocheilonema viteae, 615 nucleotides long. Lineage: Eukaryota; Metazoa; Nematoda; Chromadorea; Rhabditida; Onchocercidae. The record is from the annotation of a GenBank genome assembly.
AUGCGCAGAAUAACGAUAACACCUAAUGAUGUUCGAACUGAUAAGGCUUUAGCAUGGUUAGCAAAUGAAUUAGCAUUAGCAUGGGCACAUGAUCGCAUACCACGUGAUGGCAUACGUCCAUUGCCAGAUUUGUGGUUUAGCUUAUUUCCAGAGGUACCGGUACCAAGUGAGAAAACAUAUUGUGCACCAAAAAGUAAUGGUAGCUUGAAUGUAAUUAUUAGUCGCAUGUUAAAAACAUUUUGGUCUGCUGGAAUUGAACAACUCCGUUCACGAGAACUUUGUGGCGAUUUAAUCGUAUCCGGACAUACUAUAUCAUUAUUUAUGGUCGCAUUGGCUCUAAAACAAUAUUGCCCCAAGAAACUUUAUUGUUUGGCUCAAUUGUGCUAUUGUGCCACAUUUAUAGCUGUCCCUUGCAUUUUAUUGGCCAGGAAACAUUAUACAAUUGAUGUUCAUUGUUAUCAUCAAGGUGAUUUCGAUCAAAUUCCUUUAAAGCAAUCAAUUUGGGCUUUUAUGGUACCAUACUUGGAAGAAGAUGCGCCACCACCGCAGUAUUUUCAAAAUCGAUGGAAAUGGCCGUCAAAUUGUCAACAAUAUUUCCGAAAAAGAUUGCUAUGA